CAGGCCCCCAGGCUCCAGGGCAGGCUACAAGCGACGGGCUACCUCUGGGUGAAUCACUGCUCAAUACUGGCCGUAAUUCACUUGGCUUAGCUGUAUAACUACCUGUAUAAACACCAGGUUUCUCCUUUAAACUAAACAUUCUCACCUUCUCGAUCUCAUAUCCGUCGCCAAAUUCAGUUGCAACUCGUUCCCCUGGAUUUAAACUUCACGUCCCGCCAAGAUGCCUUCCAUGCGUAAGAUAAACAGAACCCUCAGAGCUCUAGGUUACAAAAACCAGGAAGAGCUUUUUCAAGAGGCCAAAAGAGACUUCGAGAGAGAACUUGCAGAGUAUAACCAGAGUCUGGUCUCUGAGCGCACCCAUAAGCCCACUGAACCCCUCAAGGAUCGGCCUACUGAAUGCUUCGGCAAACCAAAGCAAGAGAUCCAGGACCAUCCCCAUGACCGAAAGGCAAUUCACGAAGACCAUGCCAAGAUCACAAUCUCUGGAGAGGAAGCCAGCAUCAAGGCCGAGAAAGACAAGUCGAUGAACAUCGGGAAGAAAAGCACAGAGAGAAAGGACUCGAAGGACAAAGAGAUUUAACGUUGAGGGAUAUGGAAUAUAAAGAAAGGUUGAUUCGCCGCGGCCGGUUGGAGCUACUUGAUCGCUCUUAAUUUGAGAUUCCUCAUUAAAUCUGCACCGUGCUCGCAGAUAGAGAGAUACUGGCCGCAAUUGCUGAAAGAAGAUAUUAGCUAUUGAGAAAUGGCCAACUCUACACACUUUGCC
Fusarium redolens is the source of this 763-nucleotide messenger RNA. RefSeq lists its product as uncharacterized. NCBI's taxonomy places the organism in Eukaryota, Fungi, Ascomycota, Sordariomycetes, Hypocreales, Nectriaceae. The transcript has 2 exons. The record is from RefSeq and is a predicted model, not a curated record. Bases 221 to 580 code for a protein of 119 amino acids.